GAGCGUUAAGUGAAGAAAGCAAAUGAAAUUCAAAAGCUAAAAUUCAGAUUCAAUUUCCCGCCCAAACCAAAAAAUCGAAUCCCUCCUUCAUUCCCCCAUUUCUGCAUUCUCCAAAUUCAUAUCCAUCACUGAAAUCAAAUCCCUCUCCACUCCAAAUCCAGAUCUCAACAUCCCCUCAUAAUUUUCAUCUAUAUUCAUUCCCAUUUCAUCCGAUCAUCACCGGCAAACGCCACCGAUGUCGGCUCGCCGUCUCCGAGAUCGCAGCGGCGGAUCCGCUGCCAUUAAGCCCUCCAAACCUGUAACUCCGCUCUCAUGUUCCAAUCAAAAGACUAAUUCCGAUUCAUCCUGCAGAUUUUCGUCGGUGGGCAAGGAGAAUCCGAAGUCCACGCCUAAGCUUCCGAUGAUGGCUCAAAAGCCCUCGAUCCGGGCCGUGCCGCGAGUGAACAAGGCUGCGGUAAUCGCUGUUAACGACGGCGAAAGUCGUGCUCGGUGGUCCACGUCUUCGGUUCCGAGAGGUAGGAGCUCUAGUCCUUCUGAGUUUAUUAGGGGUUCUGUUGACUCUCGUAGGGAGCGGAGGGUUUCGGUUGAUCGAGUGAGAGGUUCUGUAGGGGAGAGUUAUCAAACGGCUGGGGGAAGAGGUUCGAGCGUUAGAGGUUCUAGUGAUAAAACGAAAGUAGGAGUUAAGGAUCUGGAUGUGAUGGUGGGAGGAGGAGGGCUAACUGGAUUGAGAGUUUAUAGGGAACUGAAGGAAAAUGUAAAGCUUCGAGCGAAUAUGGACGGUAAGAAUCGGAUUUCUGAAGCUAACCAACCGCCUGAUGAGGAGAAAAUUGAGGGCAAACCACUGGGGUUUAAGGUUUCGGGAAGACAUAGUGGGGAAGCCAUUGACGAUGCUUUAAGAAGCGAUGGAAAUGGUAAAAGUUCAAUCGUUCCCGAGAAAGUACAGAGGGUUUCUAUAAUUAACGAAGAAGAAGAGGAGAAACCCAGUUUGAAAUCUGAGAAGAAAGAUUUAGAGAUUUUCAAAGAGGGAGGGCAAAUUGGAGGAGAGGGGACUUCAAGCUGUACGAGUAACAAGUAUCCGAGCAAGCUCCAUGAGAAGCUUGCUUUUCUGGAGGGUAAGGUAAAGAGGAUAGCAUCGGAUAUCAAGAAGACAAAGGAAAUGUUGGAUUUGAAUAACACUUCCUCGUCUAAGCUAAUACUCACAGAUAUUCAGGAGAAGAUUUCUGGGAUUGAGAAAGCGAUGGGACAUGGUGCAGCUGGUUCUGGUGUGAAAGUGGGAUUGACGAGUAAAAACGAUAGAGAUACCAAGAUGGUCUUAAAGGAUGAAACUAAGGAAGCAGAUGUUAACACUUCUGUUAAAGGUAUUAACACGAAGGAAUUGGAGGAGAGACUAUUUCCUCAUCACCAAUUGCUCAGGAAUCGGAUGUCAAUGAAAUCAGCGUCAGAUAGCUCAAAGAGCAAUGAUGUUCAUGGCGUCAAGGUUGAAGAUAUGCCAAUUGAUGAGAACCCAAUUGCUUUGGAGUUUUUGGCUUCUCUGAAUAAGGAGCAAACAAAAGUUACCAUGAGGAGCGAACAAGUUGGUAUGGAGUUUUGUGAAGUCCAAGAAAUGGAUGAAAAUACUUCUUCAGGAUUGCGAGAAUCAUCAACCCAAUUCAAGGGUAAGCAAGAAGCCGAAGUCAUUCUCACAAGCGAUGAGAUUCUUGAUGAUUUUGAUGAUCGCGAGAAUAAACAGGGAGGCCUAAUAGGAGAGGAGACAGAUGAUACUAGCACCUACCAGAUGAAUGAAAUAGGCACCAAAACCUCAACAGGUGGAUGGUUUGUGUCGGAGGGAGAGGCCGUCCUUCUUGCUCACAACGAUGGCUCGUGCUCAUUUUACGAUAUUACUAAUACCGAGGAGAAAUCUGUGUACAAGCCCCCAGCAGGUAUCUCACCCAAUAUAUGGAGAGACUGCUGGAUAAUACGUGCCGCUGGAGCAGAUGGUUGCUCUGGAAGAUAUGUGGUGGCAGCGUCAGCUGGGAAUACGAUGGAUGCAGGUUUUUGCUCUUGGGAUUUUUAUAGCAAGAACGUACGAGCUUUCCAGAUUGAGGGUGCAAUGACCUCUUCAAGGACGGCACUUGCUCCCUUACCCCAUAACAUUGUGCAAAAGCGAUAUGCUCCUAGUUAUAUGCUGGUACCAGAAACGGAACAAUGGUGGUAUAAGCCAUGUGGGCCUCUGAUUAUUUCAACUGCUACCUGUCAAAAGACUGUAAAAGUUUUUGAUGUCCGUGAUAGUGACGAAAUUAUGAACUGGGAAGUGCAAAAGCCAGUGGCAGCAAUGGACUAUUCUAGUCCCUUGCAGUGGAGAAACAGAGGGAAAGUAGUUGUAGCAGAAACAGAGGCAAUAUCUCUAUGGGAUGUUGCUUCUACAAGCGCUCAGGCAUUGCUCUCUGUUUACUCACCCGGUUGCAAAAUUUCUGCUCUUCACGUGAACAACACAGAUGCUGAAUUAGGAGGAGGGGUUCGACAAAGAAUAAGCUCAGCAGAAGCAGAAGGAAACGAUGGUGUGUUCUGCACAACAGAUUCUGUAAACAUUCUGGACUUCCGCAGCCCAUCAGGAAUAGGCUUAAAGUUGCCAAAAGCUAGCCUCGGCGCACAGUCAGUUUUCUCUAGAGGAGAUUCUGUGUACGUUGGCUGUUCCAGUGUCAGGCCAGGAGGGAAGAAGCAGCCUUCUUCAGUGGUACAUCAAUUCUCUAUUCGUAAACAGGGCCUCUUCUGCACUUAUGCAUUGCCAGAAACCAAUGCACACGUCCAUCAUACAGCAGUAACUCAAGUUUGGGGGAACUCAAAUCUUGUCAUGGCUGUCUGUGGAUUGGGGCUAUUUGUAUUUGAUGCCUUGAAUGAUGAUGUCUCACAGUCCAGCUCUGUUGAUCCUGAAGGCACCCAAGUGGCGGUCAAGGAAGUUGUUGGUCCAGAUGAUUUGUAUUUGCCUUCUUUCGAUUACUCGACGUCUCGUGCGCUUCUCAUAUCGAGGGAUCGCCCUGCAUUAUGGAAACAAUUGCCAUAGGUACGUAAUUUAAGCUGCUGGUCAAAUGCUGUUUGGCUUGAUCUGUCUUGAAAAGCUGUAUAAGAUGCUUGUGUCUUUUGGUGUUCUAUGUAAGAUGGUAGAGCAAUAGUUCUCUCUAUUUAUGGUUAAUGAGAUUGUGUUUGUUAUUGCCUGGUUUUGCGUAUGGAUGUUCUUUCAUACAUAAAAGAGAUGAAGUUGUCCAAGUUUUUUGAAA
Molecule: messenger RNA, 3254 nt
Organism: Cucurbita maxima (winter squash)
Lineage: Eukaryota; Viridiplantae; Streptophyta; Magnoliopsida; Cucurbitales; Cucurbitaceae
Product: KIN14B-interacting protein At4g14310-like
Exons: 3
Coding region: 236-3040 (934 amino acids)
Molecular function (GO): protein binding
Source: RefSeq, a predicted model, not a curated record